GCCGGGGCGGGCCGGAUGGCGGGCCGGGCUGGCUGGCUGGGGGGAGGCCCGAGCGCGGGGAUCAGGCAGAAAGUCAGGAAUCCCCGGGUGAAGCUGGCCAUCAGCUUCCCGCAGGAGCCCGAGGCCACGCUGGACGAAUCUGAUUUGUCCGAGGAGUUAAGUUUGGUGAAAUGUAACCAAAGAGUUCCAGGGUUGAUGGACUUCACUGAUGUAAUACCUAAUCAGCUGUUGCUGGUCUCGCUGUUGGAACACCUCUGCUUUGUUUACGAGCGUUGUCCUGAGAGGUCAAUCUGCCUCUUUAAGCUGCUCUGUCAAAAGUUGGCUGGAAUGCAUUUGAUUUCCCCGUUUACCUUCAGCGAUGAGUUCAGUGCCGUGAGACUACAGCACAAGGAAGCCUUUAAUAAUCUACUAAUGGCAGCACAGGAUGGUUUGUACACCCAGGACAACAUUAGUAGAGAUGCCUCUACAGCUUGUGUCAGCAGGAUGAAAGAAAAUCUCUUCCAAGGACAGCCAUCUCGGUACAUGAGCGAGUUCGAGGAAGUCAGUAGGCUGGGAAAAGGGGGCUAUGGAAAGGUGUACAAGGUUAGGAAUAAAUUGGAUGGACAAUUCUAUGCGGUGAAAAAGAUUCUCAUGAUGAAGGUUACAAGAUACGACUGUAUGAAGGUCCUCCGAGAAGUUAAAGUUCUGGCUGGUCUUCAACAUCCCAACAUAGUGGGCUACCACACUGCCUGGAUGGAGCACGUACAGCUGCCGCCGGCCCUGACAGGCAAUCAAGUGGCUCUGCGUGCACUAGUGGGUCCAUCUGGUCAAGUAUACCAAAUAGACAGUAAUGUUCAGAAGACGUGGAGUGGUGGCUCCAGCAUCGUUUUUGGCGACAGCGGUUCUGUGGCUGGAGAGGUGGAGGCGGACGGAAUGGAUGGGAACAUUCCGAAUAAGGUUAUCCAGAAGAACUGGGCAGCCGCUGCGAACAAACCUCUCUCUGAAUCGCUGGCCCCUCGUGUGUCAGGGAACUCCUUCAAAAUGAACUCUUCGGUGUUUUGUUCGGAGAGCAAGCUGGUCCGCAAGGUUACCAGGGACAUUUGCUUGAGCGCAAGAUCCCGACUGGAACAGUCCAGCUGCCUACCAGUCCCCUCCGUGGAGGUCAUGGAGGAGGAAGAGGCAACCGGCGACACAAGAGAAGGGCUUGCAGAACAUUCUUUUUCCAUGAACAGCAGUUCUUCAGAGGAUGACUUGUGUUGGACAGAAUCGAAGAUCAAUUUUCAUCUCAUGCUAUAUAUACAAAUGCAACUGUGUGAAGAAUCGCUUCAGGACUGGAUUAUGGAAAGGAACGCCAGGCAGAGGGAGAGAAUGUCACUUACCUGUCCCUUUCAUCUGGUGAUUCCUGAUUUUACCAUGAACAUAUUCCGUCAGCUGCUGGAGGGGGUGGAUAACAUCCACUCCAAGGGUAUCAUGCACAGAGACUUGAAGCCAAGGAACAUUUUCCUCCAUGGCUCCAACUGUCAUGUUCGGAUCGGGGACUUUGGCCUGGCCUGCAAAGAUGACAUCGAGAGUUUGGAUCCUUGGGCACCGACGAUCAGUACGGCUGAUUUGGAGCAUACCUCAGGGGUGGGAACUUCCCUAUACGCCUCUCCUGAACAACUGAAGGGUUCUCACUAUGACUUUAAGUCGGACAUGUACAGUCUAGGCAUCAUCCUGCUGGAACUCUUUCAGCCGUUUGGAACAGAGAUGGAAAGAAACAAAACACUCGCAGGUCUCCGAGAAGGGCACAUCCCAGAUACUUUCAGACACCAGUGGCCUGUACAGACAAAAUACAUUAAGCUACUUACCAGCAGCACAGCUGCCCACAGGCCCAGUGCAGCACAAGUACUUGGUAGUAAUCUCUUCCACAUUACAGAUGGGGUGGAACAUAACUUUCCACAACUGGAGGAGCUGCAGCAGAAGGUGGUGGAGCAGGAGGAAGAAAUCCGAAUUCUACGAGAGAAGCUGGUGAAUCAGGAAGCAGAAAUCAGAAGUCUGCGUGAAAAGGUGCUCAAUCAGGAAGAAGUCACAUUCGUUACUGGGAGAGGACAGAGUUGAGAUCUUCAUGUAGAAAUGUUCCCUCUCCCAUCUAAUGUUAUUUCUCCCACCUUCACUUUGAAUGGAAUGAAUGCAAAUUUAUGUAUGAAUGGAAUGACAGUAAAUUGUGUGGCUGUACAGUAUUCAUUUAAUGUUAUGUAAAAUAAGUAAUAUUUUAUGGCUAAUUCUGCACUAUUAAAUUAGGUGAAAUGAUGUA
This is a messenger RNA of Callorhinchus milii (elephant shark), 2272 nucleotides long. It is a transcript of the gene eif2ak1, whose product is annotated as eukaryotic translation initiation factor 2-alpha kinase 1. Gene Ontology annotation, biological process: protein phosphorylation. The record is from RefSeq and is a predicted model, not a curated record. The coding region runs from base 16 to 2076 and encodes 686 amino acids. NCBI's taxonomy places the organism in Eukaryota, Metazoa, Chordata, Chondrichthyes, Chimaeriformes, Callorhinchidae. The transcript has 15 exons. Gene Ontology annotation, molecular function: ATP binding; protein kinase activity.